GCUAGCGCGCUGAUGGCGGAAACAAACCUGGUCACGGAGUUCCCACGGCCCGCGGGUGCCGAACGCUGGGCGGAGGUUAUGGCUAGCUUCGCGGCCAGGAUGGGCGCGCAGGGCCGGCGGGUGGUGUUGGUCACGUCAGGCGGCACUAAGGUCCCUCUGGAAGCGCGACCCGUGCGCUUUCUGGACAACUUCAGCAGCGGGCGGCGCGGGGCCACGUCGGCCGAGGUCUUCCUGGCUCGGGGCUACGGGGUCCUGUUCUUGUACCGCGCUCGCUCGGCCUUCCCCUUUGCGCACCGCUUCCCGCCCCAGGUCUGGCUGUCGGCCCUGCGGCCUUCUGGGCCAGCCCUAUCGGGCAAGCUGAGCCUGGAGGCCGAGGAGGAUGCGCUCCCGGGCUUCGUAGCAGCUUUGCAAAGCUACCAGGAGGCAGAGGCUGCGGGCACCUUUGUGGCUGUGGAGUUCACCACUUUGGCGGACUAUCUGCAUCUGCUGCAGGCUGCCGCCCAGGCGCUCAGCCCUCUAGGCUCUUCUGCGAUGUUUUACCUGGCUGCGGCCGUGUCAGAUUUCUAUAUUCCUGUGUCUGAAAUGCCUGAACACAAGAUCCAGUCAUCUGGUGGCCCACUGCAGAUAACAAUGAAGAUGGUGCCAAAAAUGCUUUCUCCUUUGGUUAAAAAUUGGGCUCCGAAAGCAUUCAUAAUUUCCUUUAAGUUGGAGACUGACCCUUCCAUCAUAAUUAAUCGUGCUCGGAAUGCUUUGGAAGUUUAUCAACAUCAAGUGGUGGUGGCUAAUGUCCUUGAGUCACGACAGUCCUUUGUGGUUAUUGUAACCAAAGACUCAGAAACCAAGUUAUUGCUGUCAGAGGAUGAAGUAGCCAAAGGCAUAGUAAUAGAAGAAAAGAUAGUAGAGAAUCUUCAGUCACGACACACAGCUUUUAUAUGCGACAAAAGCUGAACUAAAGGCUCUUCUAGGACCACAAAGUGUCCAGUGGACCAGGCCUUUUACAGGUGGCAAGAACUAAACUAAAUGCUUUCAUAAGAGCCAGGAGAGUAAAGGGAAGGGUAAAUUCACAGUGUAUAGGCAAAUAAUGGGUUGGUAUUUGUCUUUUAAUGACUAAACCACCAGACACACCUGAAUGUCAUCUUGAUUUGGAACUUGGACUCUGUCUAAAGUGAACACUAUCUCAGGAAGAAAAAAAAAAGCCUAUUGUGAAAUUAUAUAUAUCCUACAAAUGGCAUGUGGGAGGCUGGAUGCAGAAAAUCAGUUUCAUACAAUAGAGAAUUAUGGAUGGAUGCAUGGUCAUGCUUUGAAGAUCAAGUAUUUGUUGAGUUCCCACUCUGGGCUGGGACUUAUGUGACCUAUGAAGGUUAAAAAGAUGGAUACACUUGUCCCAUUUGGGAAAUGAAUGUGUAAGAACUUAAGUGCAGUAAAGUGUGUGCCCAAAACUGA
Molecule: messenger RNA, 1443 nt
Organism: Jaculus jaculus (lesser Egyptian jerboa)
Lineage: Eukaryota; Metazoa; Chordata; Mammalia; Rodentia; Dipodidae
Gene: Ppcs
Product: phosphopantothenoylcysteine synthetase
Exons: 3
Coding region: 13-948 (311 amino acids)
Biological process (GO): coenzyme A biosynthetic process
Cellular component (GO): nucleus; cytoplasm
Molecular function (GO): phosphopantothenate--cysteine ligase activity
Source: RefSeq, a predicted model, not a curated record